UGUUAUCUGCUAGCUCGUGGUUCACAUGGUGCGUCACAAGGUAGGGAGGAAUAUCGUACCACCUGCAAACUGAGAACAGUAUCAACUUAUUUUUUGGGGUUGUUUUUCAUUUGUUAGAAGCUUCGCCAUGCUGAGAGUUUUUAUUAUUGCCACAAUCGUGGCUGCUGCCGCUGGGGUGAAACUCACAUCACCAACAUUUGAGGUGUUCAUGCUAAAACAUGAACGUGUAUACGAAACUGAGGAGGAACACAAUGUCAGAUAUUGGACCUUUUACAAGAACAUGGCUAAAUGGGAACUCUACAACAAGGCAGAGCAAGGAACAGCUACGUACGGUAUGAACCAGUUCGCUGACCUAACAGAGGAGGAAUUCUCCAAACACUAUCUCUCUCCAGUCACCAGCAAGGGCAUGAACAUGCUGAACUCUCUCCCUGAAGCUGAAGAGGUAGAUGUUGCUGAUACCCCUGCUGAGAUGGACUGGAGAACUAAGAACGCUGUUACCCCAGUAAAGAACCAAGGACAGUGUGGCAGUUGCUGGGCCUUCUCCACCACAGGUAAUAUAGAGGGAAGAUGGGCUAUCAAGAACGGAACUCUGGUGUCUCUAUCUGAACAGGAGCUGGUUGAUUGUGACAAGGUCGAUCUGGGAUGCAACGGAGGUCUCCCUUUCCAGGCAUACGCUGAAAUCAUGAGACUAGGAGGCCUGGAGACAGAAGAGGACUACCCCUACACUGGAAGAGGUGGAGCCUGCAAGUUCGACGGGAGCAAGGUAGCUGUCGAUAUCACCGGAAGAGAGAAAGUGAGCACUGAUGAGAAGAAGAUUGCUGCUUAUGUUGCUGCUAACGGACCUGUCAGUAUCGGACUCAAUGCUGCUGCUAUGCAGUUCUAUACUGGUGGAGUUUCUCACCCUCUUUCGUUCCUGUGUGAGCCGUCAGGUAUAGACCACGGAGUUGUAAUCGUGGGAUACGGAACGGAGAGUGGUAAAGAUUACUGGCUUAUCAAGAACAGUUGGGGAGCAACCUGGGGAGAGAAAGGAUACUACAAGCUGUACAGAGGAAAAGGAUGCUGUGGAUGCAACCAAAUGGUUACCUCAGCUACCCUCUAACUCAGUUAAUUAUACUCUCAUUGUGAUCCAAAUGAUUUGAUAUUUUCAAAUAAUUUUGCUUUGAGAACAAUAAAUUGAUACUGUUAGAUUGAUAAACUUUCAUACGUUUUUAAAA
Bolinopsis microptera is the source of this 1214-nucleotide messenger RNA. RefSeq names its product cathepsin F-like. The transcript has 8 exons. Gene Ontology annotation, cellular component: lysosome. Gene Ontology annotation, molecular function: cysteine-type endopeptidase activity. Bases 128 to 1099 code for a protein of 323 amino acids. NCBI's taxonomy places the organism in Eukaryota, Metazoa, Ctenophora, Tentaculata, Lobata, Bolinopsidae. The record is from RefSeq and is a predicted model, not a curated record.